AUGUCAACAACAGAGAACACAACAACAGUUAUAGUUCAUGAAGCUAUAAAUGAAGAAUAUGAGUGGGUUCAGUUUAACAAACAACUCCGUCUCAUUCGUUCGGUCAAAGAUGACAUGUACCAAAUGCAAAGUAUUUUGACAGCAUGUUUUGCUCCAGAUACUAAGCUUCCUAAAGACUGGUUUAGGAACCAAAGCACUAUUGAACUAUUAAAUGAAGCACAGUGA
This is a messenger RNA of Trichomonas vaginalis G3, 225 nucleotides long. RefSeq names its product KilA, N-terminal/APSES-type HTH, DNA-binding family. The coding region runs from base 1 to 225 and encodes 74 amino acids. The record is from RefSeq and is a predicted model, not a curated record. The transcript has a single exon. NCBI's taxonomy places the organism in Eukaryota, Parabasalia, Trichomonadida, Trichomonadidae.